AGUAUGAAGCAGCUUCAACGGAGCUUCGGACAACUAAUUUUAAGCAUGGCUGUCUAGCGUGCCUGUCACUCCUAUUGUCCUUCCAAACUCUUUCAGACAUUUUGAGCAAGGAGUAUUAAAGCUAUGAGUUAGCAAGGGUUGUGACAUUAAUGGUCUACAAAGGCUUUAGGCACGAGAGGUAAUGAUGAUUACGGUGGCUAUUUGGAAGACUGCACUGGAUCGCUGUCAUUAAAAAUUAAGCGUGGCUUUUGAGGAAGAUGUGACAACUACCGGAGGUCUUUUCGCCAUUCCUCCAGGACUUCCACCGCAAGGAAAGGAGACCCUGGACCACCAUCUUCUAAGAUGUUCAUAUGGACCAGUGGCCGGACUUCCUCAUCUUACAGACACGAUGAGAAAAGAAAUAUCUACCAAAAAAUCAGGGACCACGACCUCCUGGACAAAAGGAAAACAGUCACAGCACUAAAGGCUGGAGAGGACCGAGCCAUUCUCCUGGGACUGGCCAUGAUGGUGUGCUCCAUCAUGAUGUAUUUCCUUCUGGGAAUCACACUCCUGCGCUCAUAUAUGCAGAGUGUGUGGACUGAAGAGACUCAAUGCACCUUGCUGAAUGCGUCCAUCACGGAGACAUUUAAUUGCUCCUUCAGCUGUGGGCCAGACUGCUGGAAACUCUCUCAGUACCCCUGCCUCCAGGUGUACGUGAACCUGACUUCUUCUGGGGAAAAGCUCCUUCUCUACCACACUGAAGAGACAAUGAAAAUCAAUCAGAAGUGCUCCUACAUACCUAAGUGUGAAAAAAGCUUUGAAGAGUCCAUGUCCCUGGUGAAUGUCGUCAUGGAAAACUUCAGGAAGUACCAACACUUCUCCUGCUAUUUUGACCCGGAAGGAAACCAGAAGAACGUCAUCCUAACCAAACUCUACAGUUCCAACGUGCUGUUCCACUCACUCUUCUGGCCCACGUGUAUGAUGGCCGGGGGCGUGGUGAUCGUGGCCAUGGUGAAACUCACACAGUACCUCUCCCUGCUCUGUGAGAGGAUCCAGCGGAUCAAUAGAUAAAAGCAAACAUGGAUGAAAUUGUUUUCUUUAAAGCUCAAAUACUGUUUUCUUUCAUUCUUCACCAAAGAACCUUAAGUUUGUAAUGUGCAGUCUGUUAUGAGUUCCUUAAUAUAUUAUUAUAUGUAGAGCAAUAAUGCAAAAGCUGUUCUAUAUGCAAACAUGAUGUCUUUAUUAUUCAGGAGAAGAAAUACUGUUUUGUGUUGGUCAGUUCUUUUCAUAAUCUUGUUUUGUUGCUGGAACUAGUGUGUCCUUCCUUCCUUCCGCCAAAAUAGGGCUCAGAUAUUUAUUUGCCAACCUAUAUGGAGGAAUGUAGCAACAUCAAUGUGCUAAGGUCUGCGUUCUGAGGUAUCAGAUCUCUUAAAGACAAGAUUUUUCAUCAUUUAUUGUUUACUAAAGCUAGAGCCAAAAAUAUUUUUUCCCUUUCUUAAUCAAAAUUGAGCCCUGUAGCAAGUGAAGGGACCGGAUUUUCUAGUUAAAGGGUGUUAAGCAUUUUUCUUGUCUUUUUAUCAUGUGACUAAAAAAGAAGGGAAACCUAGCCAGUUACUUUUCUUUCAUCACUUUUUAUUUACAGCUUUAGAUUUUUUAAACUGAUUUCCAAAAAAUAAAAAUAAAAAAAUAAGCUUUUUUCAUUAGCCAGUUCUGUAGUUACUUCCUAUGAGUCAAAUAGAAAAUUAAGAGCCCUUUUCCAUUUAAGACCCGCUACUGUGUGAAGAGAUGAUAUUGACAAAGGAUUCAUUACCUUUGGACUUAGUGAAUGUUGGUAGAUAUUCCAGUACAAUGCAGGAACGUCUGUGGUAGGAAUGUAUUUGUGUGAAAAUCUUUAUUCCAUCUCAACUGAACUGUUCAAUGGUACAAAUUAAGAUGAAACUUGCUGGUAAAGACUGGUAGACUGAUUUUAAUGGGUAAAUCUACUGUGGUAAAUUAACAUGUUGGAAUUGUUCUUUGGGAAUUUAUUAUUAAGUUAAGGAAUGUGUACUCUGUCCUCUAACAAGUGUUCUCUGUCAGAACUUUAAAGAUAUGUACACAGAAUAUCUGUCUCCUUUACAUGUUUUAUUUUUCUAUUUAUAAUUCCCCCUUUUUGUUGUUAUAUUUUAUACACAGAAUAGACCUUUUUCUUAACACACAUUUGAACUGAAUAACAGAUUUAAAGGAAGCCUUUCUUCACGUUGCUAUUUACUUAUUGUAUUGGGGGUGGGGGAAUGAGGGAUUGGUUUUAAAUAAAAAACAUUCCAUCUUUUAUUUAAUAUCACUAUCAAAAGGAGAAGACAAACAUCUAUCUUUCUCAUCUAUAUUUAAGUACCUUUUUGUAAUGUAGUAUCAAAGUUUUUUAGGUAUUGCAAAAUUUUACAAAUCACUUGUGGAAUGAAUGGCAAAAAUAAUCUGAUGAUGUGAAAAUUAUUCUGCAAUAUUGUAAUUCAUAGUUUGACUUUUCAUAAGCAAAUAAAUCCCUAGGGUGUGAUCAGGACUUCAGAUGUGUAAUUAAAGUUUUUUUCAAAAAAAU
Marmota flaviventris (yellow-bellied marmot) is the source of this 2551-nucleotide messenger RNA. RefSeq names its product potassium calcium-activated channel subfamily M regulatory beta subunit 2 (gene Kcnmb2). Gene Ontology annotation, cellular component: membrane; voltage-gated potassium channel complex. The record is from RefSeq and is a predicted model, not a curated record. Gene Ontology annotation, molecular function: potassium channel regulator activity; calcium-activated potassium channel activity. Gene Ontology annotation, biological process: detection of calcium ion; potassium ion transport. NCBI's taxonomy places the organism in Eukaryota, Metazoa, Chordata, Mammalia, Rodentia, Sciuridae.